This is a messenger RNA of Coniosporium apollinis CBS 100218, 774 nucleotides long. RefSeq lists its product as uncharacterized. The transcript has a single exon. Lineage: Eukaryota; Fungi; Ascomycota; Dothideomycetes. The record is from RefSeq and is a predicted model, not a curated record. Bases 1 to 774 code for a protein of 257 amino acids.
AUGUCAGUCUGCACGCUCCAUCUCCUAUCCCUCACCUCUCAUCCCUCAAUUGAGCCCCUCCUGUCCGUCAUACCAUCGCUACCCGCUCAGCCAUUACUGGUAGCAACACCUCACCACUGGGUUAUCGCGCCAGAGAAACUCACUGUCGAUCCGCUACUCAGAAGUCCUCAUCCGUGGGACGCCGUGAUCGUCUUCGCCAAUAAUGAACCGCUGCCCCAAGCGCUGAAGGGUCUCGUCCGCGGCCAGUGGUCUUUACCUUUCAAUGUGUCUACCGAGAUGCUCGACUCUUUGCCCGCCAUGAACCAGAGAAUACUGCACCCGCAACCAGGAGACAUACCUCCGCUGAAAGGAUCUGAGGGCAAGCAAAGCGAUCAUGCAGACGAUACAGGCGACAAGGACUUCGAGUUUGCCGUCACUCCGGCCCUGCGCUCAUGGUUCCGUUCAUUUGCACCGACUUCAGAUGGUCGCCGUGCAGUGACGAUGCUCAACUGGCUCGCCUUUAACCCAGGCGGCAGAGAGCGCUACAUGGGCGGGUAUGUGCCGGCAUUUGCUGCAGGGCCCGGCAAAAGCGCAGGCAUCGCAGCGAAGCUGAUCGGUGCGGUGGACGCAGAGAAGCAUGGAGGAUGGGAAGCGGUUGGAAUCGUGCACUAUCCGAGCAUUACACAUUUUGAAGAGAUGCUAGAUAGCGAAAGCUACAAGGACGUGGAUCGCAAGUACAAAUUUGGCGUAUUAAAGGACACUGCCAUUUUGUGCGUGAGCGAAUUCGUGGUGUAG